This is a messenger RNA of Contarinia nasturtii (swede midge), 2254 nucleotides long. RefSeq lists its product as uncharacterized. Gene Ontology annotation, molecular function: peptidase activity. Gene Ontology annotation, biological process: protein modification by small protein removal. NCBI's taxonomy places the organism in Eukaryota, Metazoa, Arthropoda, Insecta, Diptera, Cecidomyiidae. The transcript has 8 exons. The record is from RefSeq and is a predicted model, not a curated record. Bases 281 to 1906 code for a protein of 541 amino acids.
ACAUCCAAUUCGAAAGUCGACACUUGCACAUACUUUGUGCACGCUAGAGCUCUUUGAUUGUAUUAGAAAUAAACGGAUCGAAAAUAUUGCAAAACAUUGAUUUAAACUUUAAAGAGAUUUAUUCGACUGAAGGACUUAAUUUCAAUAUUUGUGAAUAAAAUCGUGAAAAAUAUUUGCUCGUUACAAAAAAAAAAAACAGAUCGUAAAUUGCGAAUAAGGGAGUUGCCGUGAAGGCAUAUACUACAAAUUGACGUAAAAAAGACAUCGAAAAAAAGACACAAUGGAUGACACGGCGUCGGUACAACUUUACAUUUACGAUCUGACAAAUGGCAUGGCAGCUAUGAUGAGCCAAAUGCUACUUGGCCGACACAUCGAAGGAGUAUGGCACACGGCAGUCGUUGUUUAUGGGCGUGAAUUUUUCUACGGCGGUUCGGGAAUUCAGAGUUGCUUACCGGGAUCAACCGUGCUUGGUCAACCGACAAAAAUAGAAAAGAUUGGCGACACAUUUAUACCAUAUCAAGUUUUCAAAGAUUAUUUGCGUGGAUUAGCCGAAAGUUCAUUUAGAGGAGCCAGUUAUAACUUGUUAAAGCACAACUGUAAUAUAUUCUCACAAGAAUUGUGCCAGUUUUUGUGUGGUAACAGCGUACCGAAGUACAUCUUAGAUUUACCACAGGACAUUCUAUCAACACCGCUGGGGCAGAGUUUGGCACCGUUGAUCGAAUCGAUUGCAAAUUCAGCAAGCGAAAGUGGUGGCAGUUUUUCAUACGAACCACAAAUUAGUGGAAGAGAACAGAGUCCCGGUUUUGACGAGUUAAACAGUGAAAUUGAACAAGCUCGAUUGCAAUCGAUUGCGUUGGACCGUAGCAGAGCGGCAAUUAAAGAGAAGCUUGCCAAAAAAGAGAAGAAAAAGGAGAAAAAGAAAAAGAAGAAGCAUUUUUCAACGUCAGACAGUGAAUCAGCAUUAAAUAUGUCAGAGGUUGAGGCAUCAUCGGAACAAGUGAAUGGCGCUGCCGGAAGCGAUAUACCAGAUGAAAUGCAACCGUCCGAAAGCCGAUUGAGACAAGACUCGCAAGAGCUGAACGAAGAAAAUGAACGGAAAAAAGCCCGCGAGCCAGCCAUUGUUUUCAAAGAUAUUGAGGCUGCUGUCGAAUUGGAAAAUCUCGUUCGGCUUGUGGAUGGAAAAUUGUCAAAAGACGAUGAGACCGCAGUCGAAGAGUUGCAUCAAUAUUUAAUCGAAGGUGAAGGGAGCUGGGCAUUGGGAGAAGGAUUUUUAUUGUUUGUCGGUCGUAUUUUAGAGGAUAAAAAUUUACCGCUUGAGGCACGUGUGCAUUUAUUGCGCACCCUUGCUGCAGCCGCUUUGAAUGACGACAUUAUUUUAUUGUUGCAUCAAGAUCGUCGAGAACAUAUUCUAAUGAACUAUGCGCAAGACAUUGAUCGCAAAUCACCCGAGGAACAAGAGGGACUCGCGUUAUUUAUUUGCAACUUAUUCGAAAAUAUCAGCUCAUCCGAAUGGCUUCUUUAUAUCUCGGAAUGGAACUAUAACAAUAAUCAAACUUCCAAUAUUCGCGCUUCAACCAAAGUCGCAGUUCAUUGUUUGCUUGCCUCUUCGCCAACUUUAAAAGACAUCGGAACCGCGAUUGUGUACAAUUUGGCUUGCAAGGAGGUAAAAACCGUGGUAUUUGAUGACAUUGCCGUUGAAUUGACGAUGGCCUUACUUCAAUUCUUCAGUGAAAAACCAUCGGAAGAGCAUUUGUUCCGAACUCUUAAGGCACUCUCCAAAUUUGUUACGGUGUCUGCGGAUAUUCCACAGUUAGUGCAAAUGAUUGGACCACAUCCAAAGUCAUUUAAAGGCAGCAGCAACCGUUGUGACGAGCUCAUCGAUCAAAUCUCACAAAAAGUUCGUUAAAAUCAGUCAUCGCAAAAAAGUGAACUAACCAAAAAAAAAGCAAAAGAAAAAAAUCGUUUGUGCAUUUCAUGAGUAAUUAAAUAAUAGUUUUUUUUGUUAACAUUUUCAUUUCGAAUUGAAAGCGGAAAAAAGUGGAUUUUUUUUUGUAAUAAUAUUAUUUGUUAAAAUCAAUAUAUAGUGGCAUCUGUGGAAAAUUUCACUGGAUAUCGAUGUGUUAUUGUACCUAUUGGAUAUAAUUUAUCACAAAUUAAACUAAAUAAUUCAAAAAUCGAAAUAAAUAAAUUAUCAAAUUGUCAUUAGAAUAGAAACAAUCAAACUGGGAAAUAAACGCAAAUAUUUUGCCAAAGA